AUGCAUAUCUCGUAUGCAUCCCCAGUCUCCGAAAGACGAUUCUCACACAUUCCCACGAGCAACCUUCAUUCCGUGCACGUACCUGGUACCACCAAGGUCAAGUUCUACUUAUGGGCGGGAUCGGCGGGCUUGCUGUUGACGGGUUCAUCGGGAGUUCCGCCGGACCCGUCGAUCAACAUCGAGACCUCUCUUAGGGCUUGUACCGCCGACGAACUCCUACCACAAGAAUUUUCCAAGGGGGUGUUGCGGUCGCCUGAGUGGGUUGAUUCGUUUGACCCGAAACCUCUGUAUGGGUGCGACUGCAGCUUCUAUAAGGCCAGGUGA
This is a messenger RNA of Ectocarpus sp. CCAP 1310/34, 324 nucleotides long. The record is from the annotation of a GenBank genome assembly. NCBI's taxonomy places the organism in Eukaryota, Phaeophyceae, Ectocarpales, Ectocarpaceae.